AUGAAUUUUAGCAAGUAUUUAUUUCAUUUUUACAUUGGAAAACAAUUUGUUUUAUUUGAGCAUGCAGCAGGUUAUGCUUUAUUUCGGGUUAAAGAAUUUGAAGAAAUUGGAGCUCAAUUGGCUCAAGUGGAAGCAAAUGUAACUGAGUUAAAUAAAUUUAACAGUGUUGUUAAAUUAAUCAGUUUUUCUCCUUUUAAAACUGCAGCAAAUGCAUUGGAAAAUAUAAAUGCCGUAUCAGAAGGAAUUGUCACUGAUGAUUUACAAUUAUUUUUAGAAACACAGUUGCCUAAAUCUGAAAAAUCUAACAAAGUAGUUUUAGGAGUUUCCGAUCCUAAACUCGGAGCAGGUAUUUCGGAGGCUUUAUCAGUGACAUGCAGUCAUGGAGGAAUUUUUCCAGAAGUUAUUAGAGGAAUAAGAUUUCAUUUUCACAAUUUGGUUAAGGGUUUUACUUCAAAAUCAUCAGCUACUGCUCAACUUGGUUUGGGACAUUCUUACUCGAGGGCAAAAGUAAAAUUUAACGUUCACAGAGCGGACAACAUGAUUAUUCAAAGCAUUGCCUUAUUAGAUCAACUAGACAAAAACAUUAAUACAUUCUCUAUGAGAAUCAGAGAAUGGUAUUCUUAUCAUUUUCCUGAGUUGGUGAAAAUCGUACCGGAAAAUUACACUUAUGCUAAAUUGGCAAAGUUUAUUAAAAACAGAAAAACAUUAACAGAUGAAAGUUUAGAAGGACUCGAAGAGAUUACAAUGGAUAGUGCUAAAGCUCAAGCAAUUUUAGACGCAUCAAAAUCAUCCAUGGGAAUGGACAUUUCAUCGAUUGAUUUAAUAAAUAUCGAAAUGUUUGCAUGCAGAGUUAUCGAUUUAUUUGCAUAUAGAGAAAAAUUAUCAUCCUAUUUAGGAAAUAAAAUGUCUGGUGUUGCUCCAAACCUUGCCACACUCAUUGGAGAUCAAGUCGGUGCAAGGCUCAUUGCUCAUGCAGGAUCUCUAACGAAUUUGGCAAAAUAUCCAGCGAGUACAGUUCAAAUUUUAGGAGCUGAAAAAGCUCUUUUCAGAGCUUUGAAAACAAGAUCAAACACUCCUAAAUAUGGUCUAUUAUAUCAUUCCUCAUUUAUCGGACGAGCAGGUACGAAAAACAAAGGAAGGAUUUCACGAUAUUUAGCAAAUAAAUGUUCUAUCGCAUCGAGAAUAGAUUGCUUUUCAGAUAUUCUCACAAACGUGUUCGGAGACAAAUUGCGGCAACAAGUCGAAGACAGAUUAAAAUUUUACGAAAAUGGGGAAAUCCCCAAAAAGAACAUUGACGUUAUGAAAGAAGCCAUUGUGGAAGCGAAUCAAGCCAUCGAGGAAGCAAAGAAAAAGAACAAGAAGAAAAAGAAAGAUAAGAAAAAAAGAAAACUUACGGAUGCGAACGAAAAGGAAAAUGAUGUCAAUGGCGUCGAAGGUAAGUCAAAAACAAUUUUUUUAAAAAACUAA
Messenger RNA from Pediculus humanus corporis (human body louse), 1467 nucleotides. RefSeq names its product Nucleolar protein Nop56, putative. Gene Ontology annotation, molecular function: snoRNA binding. The record is from RefSeq and is a predicted model, not a curated record. Gene Ontology annotation, cellular component: small-subunit processome; box C/D methylation guide snoRNP complex. The transcript is spliced from 7 exons. Lineage: Eukaryota; Metazoa; Arthropoda; Insecta; Psocodea; Pediculidae. The coding region runs from base 1 to 1467 and encodes 488 amino acids.